Molecule: messenger RNA, 2646 nt
Organism: Exophiala bonariae
Lineage: Eukaryota; Fungi; Ascomycota; Eurotiomycetes; Chaetothyriales; Herpotrichiellaceae
Exons: 2
Coding region: 1-2646 (881 amino acids)
Source: RefSeq, a predicted model, not a curated record
AUGGCCAAGAGGUUGUCAUCACUGUUCUCCCUGUCGAGGGACGACAAAGACCACCCAGACACGCCUCAGUCUUACACAGCGCAAUCUCCUCAAUAUGCCCUGUCCCCCGCCCAUCUACCGACUCCCACCUCGCAUAAACUCCACAAGCACCGUUUUACUGCUUCCUCAGACAUCGACUUCAAUAACCAUGAUCUUCCUCCUCUCGAACCCCCCCCAUUCCUGUCAGACUCAGGCUUCCCACGUCCUCCCAGCAGCAAUCGAAGCGGGCCCGAUAGUAGACCGGGCAGCAGGAACAGCAGUCCUCACAGCUUCACGGAGAAUAGGAGCCGUCCCCAGACACCAAACCUUAUGAUUCCCCGCAACUCCACGGGCUCACCCGCCCGACCUGCAACACCAAACUCGGCAAAGAUUACAAAGAAGAAGUCAUGGCUUCCCGGCCGAUCAGAUAAGCAAAAGCCCGACGAUGGACACGGCGCACCGAGAGCGUGGAUAGCUGGACUACGGGAGCACGUCCCGUACGAUUUGACACCUCUACUGACAGGUGACAAGAUACCCGAACUGUGGAACGAGCGUGGAGACACCAUCAUAUACCUGUAUCCACCUUCAUCAGGUCGAGGGCCUUGUUUCAAGAUAUCAUCCUCACUCCUAGCAGACUCCAAGGCUUUGGUCGAUUUGCGUAUCCAGUCUCCCACAACUCCCAUCACCAGCACGGGCGAUGCAUCUCAUAUUGAAGGGGCAUUUUCUGAAUUGUCCAUGGAACCUCAGCAUAUCCGACCCCCAUCUCAGCAAAGCUCGACCUACCGGCCUUCUAUGAAUUUCUCCGUCCCAAACAUCGUGACGUCCAUCAGCCAGGAAAAGCAUGUCUACCUGCCAGUGGGAUUUGAGACAAAUAUGUCAGUUCCUGGUAUACAACCCAAAGGGGAUGAUUUUGAAUUGGUUGUGCUUUAUCGCAAUUUUUUCGCCUUUCUAGCAGGUGGGGCAUUGGUCGCCACACCCAGACAAGUGACUUUGUUUUCGAUUUUCAUGGGUAUCAGCAGUAUUCUCAAACGCUUUAACUUCAGCAAUAUUGACGGCUCGACCUUCGGAGAAGUCCCCAUCAACAGCUUUUCAAGAUACUGCGAAGAGUUGAGGUUGGCUGAUGUUCGCUCGAGCCGAGAGAAGACCAUUGAAGCUAUCGUGCUAGGGGAACAUCUCAGAUCAUGGCAGCUGUACAAUGAAGGUUUUGCACAUGCUGUCGGGCGUCUUGUUGAUAUAAAGUCCAUUCAAAGCCCCAAGUACCAUACCAUGUCACCAAUCACCAUCAAUCGCUUAGAACGAGCUCAUCUGGAUAUCGAGCAGCGAUUAUUGACGGUCAGAGGCAAACUCGAAGAUUUCGACUUCCCUUCCAUGUUUGCAGGUAUUGCCAAUUCCCAGACCUCGACCGAAGCCAAGCUUGUGAGGUUCAAGGAAUGGAAGGCCGGCUUUCUGGAUUUUCGUCGCUUCAUCUUUGCUCAUUAUCGCCGAAAGUAUGGUGCUUGGCCACCCAAAGCAUCAUCCAAGAAAAACAAUUUCGAAGAAAGUGGUCUCAAUCGGAUGCUGUUGAGAGAACUCUAUAAAGACUUCUGCGACAUGUAUGAUACAUUGGUCGAUCGAUCAGCAUUGACUACUAGGACGGCCGACAUGCCCCCAAUGGAUGGUGACGCUGAAACCAAUGAUCUAAAUGAGACGAUUCAGCACGCCAUCCGGCGCGUGGAAAGCGAGUAUGAUCGAGCAACACCCCCUGUAAUGCCACCAAUUCCAUUCGAUAUACCUCUCCUCCCACAAUUCUCCCAAAGCUUCAAUCGCAACCAUGUUGUGGUCUCAGAUCAGUCUGCGCUCCAAGCCAAAAGGCUGAGCCAGAAUGAGGUCAACGAGGUGCUACUGGGCUCUUAUAAUCGAGAAAGCAUCAAUGCGAGUCCGUUCAUCCAAGAUUUUUUCAACUAUGAACGUCGACUUGGGGAUGGUAAAACGUUGGAGCAGAUCGUGGACGCGAGGUGUGGACAGUGGCUGUUCAUGUAUGCCGUCUUGCAAGCCUUGCCUAUGACUGUUGUCGAUGCACGCGAUCUCCAGUAUACGGAAGGUGCCGAAUAUUUCCUAUGUGUGCCUCCUCGAGGAGGUAGACCGUGGAUGAAAGAAGACCAGUCUACAUCCCGAGCCUGGUACAAUGUUGCGAGUGGAGGAGGCAUAGUCAGUAUGCCAGCUGAUCAGAUCGACCAUGGUGUCGAAGGAGUGUAUCGUCGCAGUCACUGUUGGACUGUUGCGAGUGAAUGGGUUAAUGCACUGCCGGCAUCAGCACUGCCUCCACUCAAGCAUGCGGACACAGCGGGCCUGCAACCGCCACCUCCAUUUGGGACCAAUUCGCCUUACCUGAGCCCGCAACAAUCACCAUACGCCAGUCCACAACUAUCGCCUGUUUUCCGUCCUCUAACUCCAUCCUCAUCUAAUGAUUACCACAGCAUCGGCAAAGUCAGAAGUUCGGUGAAUCUGGGUCUAGAAGCCAUCGAUGCCCCACCUCCACAAAAUACACCACGGUCUGUAUCCACAUACAAUCCAAACAUUACCUUCGACGCGAUUCUAGGUGGAGGAGCGCCAGCGUUGCAGGGGAAGGGCAAAAAGGGAAAGAAGUAA